AUGAUUGUUCUGUGUCUGUUCUACUUGGUGGUGUUACACCUGGUUACGGCAAAAUGCAUUGCCGGAGACUGCCUGACACCGCAAAAACCAAAAGCGAGAGAGGAGUCCAAAGCCAAUUACUAUGUAGUCAACAACAUGAAUGAUAUGGAUCAGUUUAAUGGGGGGUUUUAUUCGAAGUUUGAUGUGGUCAGCUCAACGGGUUCACCGGCGUAUACCGCAAAUGUAAAUCCCAAUUUUUCUCAAAACGCUCACAGUCCUCUCAACUACUCCUACCCAUGCGGUGUUCAUGGUAAAGGCAAACAUUCUGUUUACAACAGUAACCGAGUAGUCGGCGGUACAAAUUCGGAUCCUGGUGAAUUCCCGUGGCAAAUAUCGUUACAACUGGUUACCGGAUGGACCGCCAGACACAUAUGCGGCGGAGCAAUAAUCAACGAAUACUGGGUAGUGACGGCAGCACAUUGCGCACACGGCUUGUCCGAAAACUUGCUUUCCGUUGUGGCCGGCAAGCGCAACCUUUACUCCGACGAAAAUUCCGAGCAGAGGGUCAACGUAGCAGACAUAUAUUUCGACGGGUACAACAGAAAGAAAUUUUCAAACGACAUAGCGUUGCUAAAGGUUACGCCACCCCUCAAGUUCGACGGCGAAGUGGUGUCUCCGAUAUGUAUACCGAACGCCGGCAUGCAAUUCGACUCAGAUUUAGCAAUGGUGACCGGUUGGGGUCGCGUAUCCGAAAGUGGAGCAUUCGCUCACAUUUUACAAAAAGUGCAAGUGCCAUUAUUGCCAGUGGACACGUGCUUACAAAAAUAUAAAGAAGCAGGUUACGGCAGUUACGUUAACAAAUGUGUGAUCUGUGGUGGAGGAUCGACGUUACAAGAGGCUGACUCCUGUCAAGGGGAUUCCGGUGGACCACUAUCGUGUUUGGCGCCCGACAACCGUUUUUACCUUUGCGGUAUUGUCAGUUGGGGCUUAGGAUGUGCUCGGCCGAAGUACCCAGGCGUUUACACCGCAGUGUCUUGUUACACUGAUUGGAUAGAACAAACCUUAAGCACCGAAUGACUCGACUCUCAAAAAUAUCAAUGUUUAAUUCAAAUCAUUUUAAUUUUCAAAAAUCAUGACUCAACACAAUUGUUUUAGUGAAUAAGUAUAUAUAUUCAAAAUAUAUUGAAAUUAAAAAUAUUUACAGUAAUCUAUUCACAUUGGACCGUUUGGCAUUUAGGUUCACUAACUGUCAAAA
Messenger RNA from Adelges cooleyi (spruce gall adelgid), 1234 nucleotides. Its product is annotated as trypsin-1-like. NCBI's taxonomy places the organism in Eukaryota, Metazoa, Arthropoda, Insecta, Hemiptera, Adelgidae. The transcript is spliced from 7 exons. The record is from RefSeq and is a predicted model, not a curated record. Gene Ontology annotation, biological process: proteolysis. Bases 1 to 1056 code for a protein of 351 amino acids. Gene Ontology annotation, molecular function: serine-type endopeptidase activity.